Chanos chanos (milkfish) is the source of this 1138-nucleotide messenger RNA. RefSeq names its product phosphoseryl-tRNA kinase (gene pstk). The transcript has 6 exons. Gene Ontology annotation, molecular function: kinase activity; tRNA binding. The record is from RefSeq and is a predicted model, not a curated record. The coding region runs from base 13 to 1092 and encodes 359 amino acids. NCBI's taxonomy places the organism in Eukaryota, Metazoa, Chordata, Actinopteri, Gonorynchiformes, Chanidae.
UGUUUGCGACAGAUGGAUGCACACCCCACUCUUGGGACUACAUCUAGUCAUGCUGUCUGUCUUUGUGUGCUGUGCGGUUUGCCUGCAGCGGGGAAGUCGACUUUAGCGCAAGUGAUCUCCACCCAUAUUUUUAAGCAAGACUGGGGGACUUUUGUCCUGUCGUACGACGAACUUAUAUCUGAGGACGCUUUCAGUGUUGAUACGUCUAAAAACGAUGAUACGCUCCCUAACGCACAAACCAAAUGGAGGCUCCACAGACAAACUUUGCUGUCCUGUCUGGACUGGUUUCUGGGGAGCUCUGCUCAUACGUCAGUGUCCAGUGACAGAGAGGGAGAGGUUUGGCUCCGCUUUUACAGUGCAGUCCAGAAGCAAAAUGUGUUGACUGCAUGUGAAAACUCCCACGCUCUGCCUUCACGUCUGCUCGUUCUGCUCGACGACAACUUUUAUUAUCAAAGCAUGAGAUAUGAAGUCUGCCAACUAGCAAGAAAACACUCUGUUGGGUUCUGUCAGGUGUAUCUGCAAUGCUCUUUGGAGUUAUGUUUGGGAAGGAACCAGAGGAGGAACCAACCUUUGCCUGAUGCAGUUCUCCUGGACAUGUCGAAGCGCAUGGAGCCUCCAAAUCCCAACAAAAACCCAUGGGAGCAGAGGAGCCUUACGCUGCACAGCACGGACCACCUCACUGAGAAGGACAUUGAGAAGUUCAUGCACUUGAUCUCGUCUGCAGUGGAAAACCCCCUGAGCCCAACUGAAGACAACUCAGAGCAGAGGGAGGCAGACAAGCAGGCAUGUGCGUCCAGUGUGGUGCAUCAGGCGGACCAGACGUGCAGGCGCCUAGUGUCUAAGGCUAUGCAGACAGCUAGAGAGAACACGGUCUCCUCCGAAAGCAUGAAGGUUCUAGCCAAGGAGCUGAAUGAGCUGAAAACCAGAUUCCUGCAGGAUCUGCGAAAACAAAUUCUCCAUGACCUCCCUGUCAGUGCAGGUGAGCCUCUGGACGUGGAGGGGAUCGUGAACAGGGCAGUGCGGGUUUUUAACCAGGAGAGAGAUGACAUCUUGCUGAGACAUGGCAUUAAUUCAGAAGCAAAAACUAUGUAACAGGAUGACAUUCAUCAUUCAGAAUCUCUCUUUUCUUGCAAAAUAU